Molecule: messenger RNA, 579 nt
Organism: Wickerhamiella sorbophila
Lineage: Eukaryota; Fungi; Ascomycota; Dipodascomycetes; Dipodascales; Trichomonascaceae
Exons: 1
Coding region: 1-579 (192 amino acids)
Biological process (GO): endoplasmic reticulum to Golgi vesicle-mediated transport; intracellular protein transport
Cellular component (GO): endoplasmic reticulum; endoplasmic reticulum membrane
Source: RefSeq, a predicted model, not a curated record
AUGACACUUUACUAUUCUAUUGUUUUCGCGCUUCUCGUUGCAGAAAUGUUGGCAUUCCUGCUACUCGUGGCACCUGUGCCCACCAAGUUCCGUCACUCGGUUGUGCACGCUUUAAGUUCCAACGUGCUUGUUAGCAAGAUGGCGAUUGGCUUGAAAUUCACGUUUGUGUUCAUUCUUGUCCUAUUUAUUGACUCUGUCAAUCGUGUUUGGAGAGUCCAGGAAGAAAUUGAGCGCAGCCGACUCAAUGCAAUCGCUCAAAGCUUCCAAGGAGACCGGGGCGAUAUCCUGGCUCGGAAAUUCUAUGCCCAACGCAAUAUGUACUUGUGCGGCUUUACGUUAUUCUUGUCUUUGAUCCUCAAUCGCACCUACAGCUUAGUGGAGAAACUUUCCCUGAAGGAACAGGAGGUAAAGCCCUCUGGCUCUUCUUCCGACGAGGUGGCCAAGCUCAAGAAGCAAUUGGCUGAUAAGGAGCGCGACUAUGAUAUCUUAAAGAAGCAGAGUGAGGCCCUCACCAACGAAUACAAUCGGGUUAGCGACGAACUGAAUGGCAAAGGUACCACUGACAAGAAGAAUGCCUAA